Molecule: messenger RNA, 1817 nt
Organism: Chara braunii
Lineage: Eukaryota; Viridiplantae; Streptophyta; Charophyceae; Charales; Characeae
Source: the annotation of a GenBank genome assembly
ACAGAAGUGAUGGGCAGUGGAACGGUCAGGGAUUUGGAAGAGGAUGGAUAGAUUACAGUGAGUGUACAUGCACCCACUGUACAAUCAGAGGACACACUGUAAAAAGGUGUCAUGUCAGGAGAAUGGAUGAAGUGAGCAUUCCGCAUGUAUUUACCACGGGACUGGAAAAAGAAGCUUCCGAGCCAAGAGCACACAAUGUCAGAGCCGUGAGGGCGACUCAGGCCCAACAGGCUUUCGCCAUGAGUCAAGGAAGAGAAGGUUCCGAGUCAAGGGCAUCCAACGCCAGAGCAGUGCGAGCAACUCUGGCCAGUGGAUCAGACGCAACUUACCAGACACCAAGGAAUUAUACUCCCCAUACCGGACGAAAACCGAAGGGGGGUAAUACGUCAAAGAAACAGGCUCAGGCUCCUUUGCCACCUCAGGCAGAAACCUCGAUCGAUGUAGGAGAAGAUGAGGAAGAUCAGGAUGAGGUGCUUAGAGGAAAAGAGAACAAACGCGCAAAGCAGAGGGUCAAAACGCGUAAGACUAAUGAUGGAAAUGAGAAGGUUGGGGAGAAGUCGACGAAAAAGUGGAGGUACCAAACCUCAAUUGAAAAAGGUGUUGACCUAGAGAAUUUAGUAAACAAACUUCUCGAGGGACACAAUGAGUUGCUAAACUUGAAAGAGAUUUUGGCAACAGCCCCAAAACUCAGAGAGUUGGUCAAGGCUAAGCUGGCAAGGAAAAGAGUGGCAACAGUUAGGUUCGGAGACUUGAUCCCCAAAGAAGCCAACUGGACGAUUGUUGGCAGCAAAAUGGACUGGAAGCCGGUAGGAACAGGGUCCAUUGAUGUUAACAUCAGGGGAAAGGACUGUCCGAGAAUGGUGGAUACAAGAGCGGAGAUGAACAUCAUGAACUCGGAAAUAACUGAAAAGUUGGGACUGAAAAUUGACAAGAGAGACUGUGGAUACCUUAAUGGGGCAAGUGGAAAGUCAGGAUAUACUGGCAUAGCAUCAAAUGUGAUGGUGGAAGUUGGGCGAGUAAAGACAGAGGAUGACGAGGAAGUGGUAAAGCCAGAUGAGAUAGUACUGGGAGAUGACUACGAAUUCAGUGAGGAAUUGGAGGGAGAAGAGUUUGAGCAAGGUGAAAUCUCGGAAGAUUUUCGAGAAGAGUAUGACGGGUUUGACCCUAAGGGAGCAGUUGCCAUGUCGCAGAAGGGAGGGAUGGUGGGUCUUAACAGGUCUAUUCCUGAAGAGGAAGAACGAUUGAGGCAUCCAGUGGUAACAAGAGACUCUGCGGCAAUCCCGUUUUACAAGAAAGAGGAUAACCUGAGGCAGUUUUUGAGGGAAUAUGAAAAUCACGCUUUCAUCAAAGAGUGGGAUGUGCCCACCAUGAUUAAAAAUGUGGCUGGAGUGGGAGAAUGCAGAAAGGCGAUGGAGGAAAUGGCCAUGAGAGUUUUUGGAUGGCAGAGCUUUAAAGUAGCGAUGUGGUCCAAGUAUGCAGAUUUGAGAAGAGAUGAAAUAGAAGAUAACAUCACUUUCGACGGAACAAAUUUGGAGGAUUUCGAGGAUAGCAUCGGUCUCUGUGCAGAAAGGAACAGAUGGGAUGAUGAGAAAAAAUUGGAGCAGACUGCGAUUAGGGUAACACCUAGGGAACGCGAGACUGUCAGAAAGAUCAGAGAAGGGUCAGAUACCUGGGGUGACUUUCUUGUUGAGAUGAGAAAGGCACAUCCUCUGAGCAUAAGGAGGCAGAAGAAGAGGCAGUUGUUCCAGGAGCAAGGGGUGUAGAUUGAAAGAUGGAAAGAAGGGUUGGAAAGGGCACAACAAAAAAAUGGGAAUGAG